Colletotrichum costaricense is the source of this 1101-nucleotide messenger RNA. RefSeq lists its product as uncharacterized. The record is from RefSeq and is a predicted model, not a curated record. Lineage: Eukaryota; Fungi; Ascomycota; Sordariomycetes; Glomerellales; Glomerellaceae. The transcript has 10 exons. Bases 1 to 1101 code for a protein of 366 amino acids.
AUGGCCGACUCAACCUCGAAACCUACGCCGCCGGCAGAAUCGCCUGCGGCACAAUCUCCGCAGUCGGCCAGAUCUCCCCCGAAGACCAAGACUCCGUCGGACGCAGCUGGGUUGUCCCCCGCUGGAGCUACUGACCUGGAGGCUGAUAUCGCAAUCGAUGAUGCCGAAUCGGACAACGCGUCUACCAUUGACGAUAGAAUCUCCUCGUACACCGCAUCCUUAUCCUCGUCCGUCCUUGACUACCCCACCGAGCAUGGCCGUCGUUACCAUUCGUUUCGAUCCGGAUCUUAUAUCCUGCCCAACGAUGAAAGCGAGAUGGACCGACUGGACUUUUGCCAUGCGCUAUUGACGAAGACAGUCGGAAACAAACUGUUCUUGGCCCCGGUAGACGAGACAAAAAUGCAUCGGGUCCUUGAUGUCGGCACAGGAACAGGCAUUUGGGCCAUUGAAAUGGGUGACAAGUAUCCCAAUGCGGAGAUCCUCGGGAACGAUCUCAGCGCCAUUCAGCCAGCUUGGGUACCGCCGAAUGUCAGAUUCGAGAUUGAUGACGUCGAAAGCGAGUGGCUUGGAAAUAAGUUUGACUUCAUUUUCAGCCGUUACAUGUGCGGGUCCAUCGCGGACUGGCCAAAGUACGUGAAGCGCGUCUAUGACAACUUGAACCCUGGCGGUUGGGCUGAGUUCCAAGACUGGAGUUUCAUGAUCUAUUCUGACGAUGGUACAAUCGAGGGCACCGAGCUCCUGCGGUGGGUCGACCUCUUCAUGGACGCCUGCAAAAUCUUUGGCCGAGAUGGGCAAAUCGGACCUAAGCUGGAAGGUAUCGUGCGUGAGAAUACUGGUUUUGUCAACAUUCACCACCAACCAUUCAAGAUCCCUGCUGGCCCAUGGGCCAAGGACCCCCAUCUCAAAGACAUUGGAAUGCUGGAGUUAAUUCAGCUACUGGACGGCCUUGAAGGCUUCUCUCUGCGCCUUCUUUGCGGAGCUCUUGGAUGGACGAAGGAGGAGGUCCUUGUCUUGCUGGCUGGUGUUCGGAAGGAUUUGAAAGAUCCCAAGAUUCAUGCCUGGCUGUACUAUAACGUGGUCUACGGCCAGAAGCCAGAGUAG